Molecule: messenger RNA, 1663 nt
Organism: Erythranthe guttata (spotted monkey flower)
Lineage: Eukaryota; Viridiplantae; Streptophyta; Magnoliopsida; Lamiales; Phrymaceae
Product: exopolygalacturonase
Biological process (GO): carbohydrate metabolic process
Molecular function (GO): polygalacturonase activity
Source: RefSeq, a predicted model, not a curated record
AGCCUGGGCAAGAGUGAAGCCUAGAAACAACAAACCAUUAGCUUUGGGACAAACAUUUAUUUAAUUUUGUACAUAACAUAAAAAUUGUCUUUCUUCCUCUCGGGGUGGCGCGCGGGUUAAUGCAUGAUGGCUAAUACAAUUAGAGAAAGUCGUGUGGUCGUAAUUACAAAGGCGUGCUUGGCUAUCAGCGUAGCAUGCAUGCUGAUGAUCAACGACAGUGUCGAAUGUAGUAGCCCCGUUCUUUCCCGCCGAAGCCUAGCUGGUGAGGUCGAGACAGUUUUUAACGUUAUGGAUUAUGGGGCUAAAGCUGAUGAUGACACAACCGACAAUGCACCGGCAUUUAUCAAGGCUUGGAGAGCGGCAUGUGAUUCGAACGGAGCGGGGAAGGUUUUGAUCCCGGCCGGAAAUAAUUUCUUUUCGGGGGAGAUUGUGUUUGCGGGGCCGUGCGCAGGUCAACAGGCGAUCACCAUUGAAAUCCAGGGCAAUAUGUCGGCGUUACCGGACCCUAGUGUCUAUUCAGGCGGCGCGUGGAUCAUGGUUGAGAGAGCAGAAAACAUUGAAGUCACCGGCAGCGGUACAAUCAACGCCCACGGCGAAGCUGCAUGGCAAUAUGCCGACGACAAUAAUCAUCUCGCCGUUUCGUUAGUGUUUCAGGGGGUGGGGAACUGCAAGCUGAACAACCUGAACUUCGUGAACAGCAUGGGGUUCCACACUAAAGUGACGGACAGUCACGACGUCACCGUCACAAACCUAACGAUCACAGCCCCCGGAAAGAGCCCCAACACUGACGGCAUCCACCUCAGCAACGCUACAAACGUCAACAUCACCGACUCCGUCAUUGGCACCGGUGAUGACUGCAUUUCUAUUGGCCCUGGCAGCAAAAACGUCGUCGUUUCCAGAAUCACUUGUGGCCCCGGCCACGGAAUCAGUAUUGGGAGCUUGGGGAAGCGCGUGGACGAAACAGAUGUGCAAGGGAUCACGGUAAGCAACUGCACCCUCAUAGGAACAACCAACGGCGCAAGAAUAAAAACAUACCACGAUUCCCCGGAGCUUACCGCUUCCAAGAUUACCUUCGUAGAUCUCGUGAUGGAUCAAGUUAAGAAUCCUAUUAUCAUCGAUCAGCAUUACGACUCCAAGAAAAAGCCCAAGCAAUCGAGCGUGAAGAUAAGCGAUACACACUUCAUAAACAUAAAAGGGAGCACAGUAUCAGAAAUACCAAUAGUACUAAAUUGCAGUUCAUUAGUGCCGUGUGAAGGAAUUGAAUUGUCAGAUAUUGAUCUGGUGCCCUUCGGUACAUUACGCAAUCUUACGUCAGCAUGCUCCAACGCCCAAACUACACUUAAAGGAACUUUAAAUCCAGCUGGUCCCACCCAAUGUAUAUAGUUUUAUUCUAUUUGUAGACCUUUUUCUUCUAAAUACAAAAUGAUCAGCUAAUUAAUUAAUUUCUGUAUUUGGAUUUUAAAAGAAAAAAAUCAAAAGAAAAAUUAUGAAAAAGGGAAAACAGAUAGAUGAAAAAUGCAAUGUAGGGGGGUGAGAGGUGAGCCUUAGACGUACAUUUACGAGAUUGGAUUUAUUUAUUUAUUUUUUUGUAAAUAUUAAUUACCGUGGUGUGUAGUUUGAAUAUUGAAGUUAUACUCGUGUUAACUUCAUUCUUUUGAACUAA